Molecule: messenger RNA, 1549 nt
Organism: Magnolia sinica
Lineage: Eukaryota; Viridiplantae; Streptophyta; Magnoliopsida; Magnoliales; Magnoliaceae
Product: BTB/POZ domain-containing protein At3g49900
Exons: 4
Coding region: 29-1396 (455 amino acids)
Molecular function (GO): protein binding
Source: RefSeq, a predicted model, not a curated record
GAAGAGAGGUGUUUUGAAGGAGAAAGAAAUGAAGGGUUGGAGGAAUUUGUCUGUGGUGGAGACAAUCUAUGAAGAAGAACAGGAAGAGCUUUCUAACUCAUCUCCAACUCCUCCUACUAAUACUACUUCCGUUUCAUCUCUUCAAACUAUAGUAGACUCAUGGACGAAGGCUACAGGAGUCGAAACGGACGUGGUCAUACGUGUGCAUGGACGAUGCUUCCGUCUACACAAGGAUCCUCUCAUUGCAAGAAGCCGCUACCUAAAACGGCUACUAACGGAAUCCGACGACAUUACCGUCUCUCUUCCGUCAAAGAUAACGGCGGAAGCGUUUGCCCUGGUCGCUUGUUUCUGUUACGAUUCGAACGUCGUUAUAACGCCAUUCAACGUCAUAACCCUCCGAGUCGCGGCUGAGCUUCUGGAGAUGAUGGACGAUAACGGCGCCGUUGACGCUAAUCUGCGCCAUAAAACGGAGACUUACUUCUGUCAGGCGGUCGCCGUUAACCGUGAGUACGCCGCCAUUAUCCUCCGCACGUGCUUGGCGCUGCUUCCUGAGGCAGAGGAGAUGGCUUUUCUGGUGAGCAGAUGCAUUGAGGCGUUAGUUUCAACAGACGGCGUUAGUGACGGAGUUACUGACGGUUGGGUCGAUGACGUUGUCGCCUUGACGGCCGAGGAAUUUCAGAUCAUCGCCGAUUCGAUGAAAGGCCGAUUCACGGGUUGUCACGAUCUUUUGUACAGGAUCGUGGAUAUCUACCUCAAGGAAUAUACCGGCAAUCUAACGGAGGAACAGAAAAUCCGAAUCUGCACUGCAGUAGACUGCAACAAGCUCUCUCAACACCUCCUAAUGCAUGCCGUCCAGAACCCAAUAAUGCCACUUCGUUUCGUCAUCCGGGCGAUGUUGAUCGAGCAGCUAAACACCCGUCAAUCCUUCUCAGCUGCCUCCAUCACCAAUGCUCACAAGCCACAUGAUGAGUGUAUCACGCUCGGUGCCAUCCUCCACCGCGAUGCCGCCCGCCGUCAUGUGGCCCAGCUCAAAGCAUCAAUGGAUGCCACAAGUGCAAGAAUUAUAUGCUUGGAGAACGAUCUCAUACACAUGAGGAAGCAGCUUCACGAGUCAGAGAAGAAGAGGAAAACGUUGGAGUCGACUCGGUCGGCAAGCUUUAGGUUCAGCUGGGAGGAUAAGAAAGAGAGGGGAAUGCAGCCAUCUCCAAUGGAUAAAUCUUGCAGCAUUACUAACCCAAGGAAUUCAAAGAGUUUGAGCAAGAUACUAAUGAGCGGAUUAAAGAACAUGUUUCGGACAUCGAAACCAGAUUCUGAGAGUGGGUGUUCCAGUGGAGGUGAUGGAGAUGUUGAAGUUGUGAGGCCACCUUCUCAUUGUAAAAACCACUUGUUUGCAUGAUGCAGUGGGUUUUUUCCUCUUAAUCCACUCUAUUCCAUCUUUAAUUUUUAUGCUUGUGUAGGCACCAUUGCAAGUGGCAUACAUCAUGUGACACGAAUCCUAAAUUUUUUACUUUCUUUUAUAGUAAUAUGUGAAACCUAUUGAAAAAUUCAA